GAGGAUCGUUUCCUCUGCGGAAUUUCCAUUUCCCUCUUUUUCUCUGAAUGAAGUUUCGAGCCAAUUUCUUGUUGGAACACAAGCUUGGAGCAGCAAAUGCAUGGAAUGGUGAAAUAUAAGUCAGCUAAUCUGUAGCAGGAAUGAAGGCGAGGAUCGUUUUAAGGAAGAUUUAUGACUACGUUCGGUAUGAUUUGAAGGAAAUUGCAUUUCCUUCGUCGUUGCCGGAUCCUCCGCAUUCAAAGAAGCGUCGAAAGCUUACAUGGCAUGAACGAUUCUUGGUGUUGAAGGAGGCUUCCAGGUUAUAUGCUGCAAGCUGGGUGCGGGACAUUGGUCCUGAACUGCGACCAAAUGACUAUAAGGUGGAAGAAAGCGAAAACAAAAAGAAUUCAGCAAAAAGUGCACCUAAGGAGAAAGAACCUUCAACACUGGAAGAUCUGGCCGUGGCUGCAAGAGGAGGAAUGGAAACAUUAAAACCAGCUUUGCAGCGGGUGUAUAUGACUAAAGCUUCUGCAUAUAGAGACGCUCUGAAAAAUUUUAUAGAUGGCUAUCAAGAAGGUAUUCAGCAAGUCAUGGAGAAAAAGGAAAUUUCUGAUUCCCAGAAGGGAAGCGAAAAAAUGAAAUAAAAAUUUCUGAUCGUAUUUAUGUUUUAUGUAAAAGCUACAGAAUUGUGACUACACUAGUUUAGAGGAUUGGGCAGUUCAGUUUCUAGUUGUAAAAAUUGGUUAAGAUUUUUUGUGUCGUUUCCGCGGUGCAAUUUGAAAUUCAUACUGUUUUAAGCA
This is a messenger RNA of Cucurbita pepo subsp. pepo (vegetable marrow), 779 nucleotides long. RefSeq names its product embryo defective 2735. The record is from RefSeq and is a predicted model, not a curated record. NCBI's taxonomy places the organism in Eukaryota, Viridiplantae, Streptophyta, Magnoliopsida, Cucurbitales, Cucurbitaceae.